UGUAUCGCCCACAAAAAUUUUAAAAUGAAUGGAAUUGAGUGUUGCGCUGGUUAUAAAUGGAAUGAAAUCACAAAAGAUUGCAGCACAAAGUGUGAUCCUGGUUACAUCGGUAUUAACUGUACCGGUCAAUGUAGUCCUGGUCGAUAUGGAGAGGCCUGUGCCUAUCAGUGUGUCGAGUGUGAAAAGACUGAGUGUAAUGUUUCAUUUGGGUGUCCAAUGACCACAACAGAAAAAUUUCAAGGCUUUCAAAACAGAAGCUUGGCUCUUAAUCCUGAAGAAAACCACGAAAAAGAAAAGAAUGCAGUGAAUAUUUUGCAGAUUGUAUCCCUUACCUUCUCGGUUGGAACGUUUGUAGUUCUGGUCAUGUUAUUGGCGUACAAACGUACCCACAGGAACGGGAUCAAAGUGACUGCCAAUCCUCGACCUGAAAAUUAUUCGAAGACAAGCUCAAACUACCAGACUCUUAAUGAUAUGGCCGUUUACAGCGGAAUGGCAAAGGUUCAGAUAAAUCUAAACACAUCGGAAAAAACGUUCACAGUUUUCCUGAAUACUGAUUCGAAAGGAACAACCAACAUAGAAGCAUUGCGUCGGUUGGAGAACAAAGAAUCCGAAAAUGCAUGCGCUUUGGAUGCCUCUCUGAAUGGAAAUGCUAAAAAUUAUGAAACUCUUCAAUAACUAACAUUUCUCUAGGAGGACAAAAUAUUCUAUGUAAAUUUUAA
This is a messenger RNA of Saccostrea cuccullata (small rock oyster), 719 nucleotides long. RefSeq lists its product as uncharacterized. Bases 25 to 675 code for a protein of 216 amino acids. The record is from RefSeq and is a predicted model, not a curated record. The transcript is spliced from 4 exons. NCBI's taxonomy places the organism in Eukaryota, Metazoa, Mollusca, Bivalvia, Ostreida, Ostreidae.